Dipodomys ordii (Ord's kangaroo rat) is the source of this 3740-nucleotide messenger RNA. RefSeq names its product SWT1 RNA endoribonuclease homolog (S. cerevisiae) (gene Swt1). The coding region runs from base 218 to 2947 and encodes 909 amino acids. The record is from RefSeq and is a predicted model, not a curated record. The transcript has 21 exons. Gene Ontology annotation, cellular component: nucleus. NCBI's taxonomy places the organism in Eukaryota, Metazoa, Chordata, Mammalia, Rodentia, Heteromyidae.
GGCCCGGUGUGGGUAUGGGCCUUACAGGCCCUGGACGAGAGCCGGGAUUGUUGAGAGCUUCAAGGCACUUGGCGGAUGCGUUUCAGACCCUCAAAUACAUAUAAACAAGCAACAGAACAAAAAGAAAACAAAAACAGCAAAAAAGAAAAAACCUUGUCAAGGCAUAAUUUGAAACUCAAGCUUGACUGAUCAAACUGAAGGAGAGGAACAGAUUUUUAUGAAGGAGAAUCUUUUAAAGAUGUCCAAUGAAGAAUCUUGUGGGAAAGAAGAAGAUGCUCAAAGAAAAAGCUGUGCCUCUUCAGUUAUUUUUGAUGUAGACAAGGAGGAAAAACCUUCAGCCAGUUCUAUUCGUUCACCUUACUCUAUAAGACCAGUUUCAUCGGGGAAGAGAAAACUGAAAUCAGAUCAUACAGACAUUCUAUAUUGUAAUACCAAAAGACGACAAGACCUGAAAAGUGAUCAAACCCAGGACCUAGCACAUGUGAGAUUGAAUGCAAAAAUUGAUAUACCCAGAAAGAAACAAAAAUGCAGUUCUUCAUCUCAAGAAUCUGUUAAACUCCAAGAAGCAUCAUACUCAAAUGCUAACCAGAUUACAUCACAGAGUCUUUCAAAUGGAACUAAAAAAGAUAUUAAAUUUACAAAUGUAAGGAGUAAGCUUGACUUUGGAAUUAAAAAUUUUAGCUGUCCUAAAAUUGCCAAAGAUGUGAAACCUAAAGCUGAAAACCAGAUGAAGGAAAAGAAAUGGCCUCAUUUACUUGCUCAGAGGGAAAAGGUGAAAGAAAUCAAGAAUGAAAGGACCAAUAAAUUUAGAGACAAUUCUGAAGAAUGUAUCUUGGUGAAAUACAAGAAAAAUCAAUUUUCUCAUGAUUAUAAUUCCAACAACAUAAUUAAGGAACCUUUUGAAUCUAAAGGAAAGAAAAUCAGCUUCAGAAUUCCAAUAAAAUCCUUUAAUACCCGCCAGAAACUACUAGAAGAAAAUGUUUACAAUUUAGAAUAUAACAAGUCAAAGACUAAGCAGGAAGAAAAAGAACGCCUGGAAAGUUCCCGGAUUUUAUUAAGUUUAACAAGGCACAAAACCGAACACUUGUGUUCAAAUUCCACAUAUAAGCAGACUGUUAAUGAGAGGAAAAGAAAAUAUCAUGAGUAUCAAGAAAGUAAUGAUUCAAAUUCUAAGGAAAACCUUACCCAGAAUUUUGAAGCACCAUGUUCAUCAGUGUCACCUGAAAGUGUUCAAGAUACAGAUCAAGAGAUGCAGAUAGUAGAAGAACUCCAUGCUGCACGCGUGGGGAAAAGUGUGGAUUUACCUGUUGUUCCACCUUCUGGAGAGUUAAUGAAUAUGGAAAUUGACUUGAUGGAAGAUGAUGUACAUUCUUCUGCUGCAAAUACUGCUUUGGACAAAAAACUUCUAAUUGUUAUUGACACGAAUGUUCUAAUGAAUCAUCUUAAAUUUGUGAGAAUUUUGAAGACAACAGAAAUACCAGGAUUUGACAGACUUGUAUUAAUAAUUCCCUGGGUUGUUGUGCAAGAGUUAGAUCGUAUGAAGGAGGGAAAAUUACUAAAACAUGCCCAACACAAAGCUAUACCCGCAAUUCAUUUCAUCAAUGACAGUCUCAAAAAUCAAGAUAGAAAAUUAUGGGGUCAAUCAAUACAACUUGCAUCUCAGAAACUUUAUGGAUUGAGUGAUGAAAACAAUGAUGACCGAGUCCUAAAAUGCUGUCUCCAAUACCAGGAAUUAUUCCCCUGUUCUCUUGUUAUUCUGUGCACGGAUGAUAGAAACUUAAGAAGUAAAGGCCUAAUAAGUGGUGUGAAGUCACUGAGUAAAGAAGAAUUGAGUUCAGAGUUGCUAAACUUAUCUCUGAAUACAGAUAUGUGUCAUCAACCUUGUAUUUCUGAGCAGCAGUUGAAAGCAGGAGCAACAACUGUAAAAGACGGCUGUAAAGAAGAGUCUACGAAUUCUGGACUAUCCAUUCUACUUGAACACAUCGUAUGUAAUCUUGAAAAAUCUCUUGGAACAGCUUUGUCUUCAAUAUUAGAAACAGAAAUGAAAAUUGCUUUUGGAAACCUUUGGAUGGAGAUGCUGUAUUUGAAACCACCAUGGACACUAAUACAUUUAUUACAGUGCUUUAAAAAACAUUGGUUGGCUGUAUUUGGACUAGUUAUGGAAAAGAACUUGCUUUUAACUGUUGAGAGCCUGUAUGAAAAUCUCUCAAAAGCUAAUAAUGAAGUGAAUUUAACAACAGUGAAAUUUCUCCUUGAGGAUUCUAAAACUUUGUUACAUGCUUUUAGUACAAGGUCAAAUUAUGAUGGUAUUCUUCCACAGACCUUUGCUGAAGUGAACAAACUGCUCCAAACAUUUGCAGAGGUCAAGACAAAACUUAAAUCAAAUUCUCCAAAAACCACAGUGAGUACAAAGCAGGAAGAUACGUCUUUGAUGAAGUUUCAUAACCAAGAAAUCACUGUUUUCUCAGGAUCUCACCUUCCCCAGCCCAACAGGCAUCAAGAAAUCUGGUCUAUUUUAGAGAAUGUUUGGAUUAUAAUAUAUCAGAACAGCACAGAUGUAUUUCAAAGAUUGGGCUCUAGUUCAGCUCUGAUCACUCCUCCAAAAAUAGCAUCAUUUGAAGAAGCAUUUAUUUAUCUUCAAAAGUUAAUGGCAGCUGUGAAGGAUAUUCUUGAAGGAAUUCAGAGGAUUUUGGCCCCCAACAGUAAUUGUCAAGAUGUUGAGACCCUCUAUAACUUCCUAAUCAAGUAUGAGGUAAAUAAAAAUGUCAAAUUUACUGCCCAGGAACUUUAUGAUUGUGUUUCUCAGACAGAGUAUCGGGAGAAGUUAACCAUUGGAUGCCGCCAGCUGGUUGAGAUGGAAUAUACCAUGCAGCAGUGCAGUGCUUCUGUCUACAUGGAAGCCAGGAACAGGGGAUGGUGUGGAGACACACUCAAUGACAGGGCCUAAGUGCUGAUUUGGAACUUAAGAGGAACUACAUUGUCUUCAUAAAAGAGUAAUUUUCAACCUGGUCACUUUUUUGAGCCAAACUCAGGAAAUUUUAAGUAGUUUCAUAAGUACAAAAAAGUGAUUAUAUUAUUGACAAUCUCAGUAAAGCUCUAAAAAACCUCAUGCAUCCAUGUGUGGUAAACUGUGGACGGGACUCUUUUGGAGUUGACAAUACCUUCAUACCUCUGCAAGUGGUACCAAGCCAGUAUCUUUAAGGAAAGGAGAGCCAUCUUCUCACUGCUCCCAGGGCAGGAGCCAUAGUGGCAUCUGAGGAAGUCCUACAGCAUAGCAUUACCAAUUCCCAAACCCUCAGGAUGGGCCCAUGACCGCACACUGCCAAGAAUUAGGACAAGACCAUGCUUACCAUAUCCCAGAACAAACUCUUGUCCUGAGAUGUUUCUGUGAUCAAACGGUCAUUCAUAUAAAUCUGGUGGAAAUGCCACCACCUUCCUCAGGGUAAUAAACGUGGCUUCUUUUCUUCCCUGGACUUGUCUUUUGUCAGUGCGUUUCUGUUGGGGACAGGCCCCGUGCUGAUUUGCCUCUUAAAAUGUGAAGCAACAUGAAUUUUUGGAAUUAGGUGGCAAUGACUGACUUGAAGUUUGCCCAGUGUUUAAUUGACUUCUAAUUUAGUUAUACAGUAAGUUGGAAAUCUGUUAACUGCAAUGUAUUAUGCCCUUGUUAAUACACCACAUUUGGCAUUCUAUUAUAAAUGUUAAUUUAUUUUUAAAAAGCAAUAAAUAACUUAUUUUAGUAA